AGGAGGAGCUGUCACUUCUGCCUUUCUCUGCAAAAGUCUGCAAAACACAAAAAAACCCUUCAGAGGAACUGUCAGAAAAGACUUUGCUCGGAAGCAGCAAUGGCAGAGGCCAAGCAAGGAGGUGCUGGGGGGUUUGCUAAAAAUGUCCAAAAGAGAUUCACCCGCGCACAGGAAAAGGUUCUUCAAAAACUGGGAAGAACACUAGAAACUAAGGAUGAGAUGUUUGAGCAGUGCGCAUAUCUAUUCAACCAGCAGCAGAAUGAAGGAAAUAGAUUAUACAAAGAUUUGAAGGCAGUCUUCAGUGCUGUGAAAGCAAUGCAUGAAAGUUCCAAGAGAUUAUCUGAAACACUUCAUGUCAUUUACAAACCAGACUGGGAUGGAUACAAUGAUCUACGGCCAAUUGUGGAGAACGAUGACCUUCUCUGGAAUGACUAUGAGGAAAAAAUGUCUGACCAAGUGGUGCGGAUCAUGGAUAAUUAUAUGGCCCAGUUUCCUGAGUACAGGGAAAGGAUUGCCAAACGAGGAAGAAAGAUGGUAGAUUAUGACAGUGCCAGACACCAUCUGGAAGCAUUACAGAAUGCCAAAAAGAAAGAUGAGGGAAAGAUCACUAAGGCUGAGGAAGAAUUUAAUAAAGCACAGAGCAUCUUUGAAGACUUAAACAAGGAACUUCGAGAAGACCUGCCAGUUCUCUACAGCAGCCGAGUAGGAUGCUAUGUGACUAUAUUCAAGAAUAUUUCAAAUCUGAGAGAUGUAUUCUACAAAGAGAUGAGCAAGUUGAAUCAUGAGCUCUAUGAUGUGAUGAGCAAACUAGAAAAGCAGCAUUCAAACAAAGUCUUUGUCAUUAAGGGAGUAAAGAGUAACAGAAAAUCUCUGGUGAUCUCUUCUCCUAUAAGCUCUUCUAGUUCAUUUUUCAUGGCUUCAAUAGAUCCAGAGGCAAGCACCCCUAGCGUUAACACAAAGUCAGUAAAUCAGACAUGUGAGAACAGUUCACUAUCAUCCAAUUCCAGUGAAACUCAAGACUCCAUUUCUAUGGAUGGGAACUUCACCCAGAGUUUAGAAAAUUCAUCUCAAGAGACACCAAAUGAACUUUCUCAGAGUUUGUCAGAUAAUUCUGGUAUAAAGAACUCAAAUGAAAUGGAACAAGAAAAUAACAUGAGCACCAUGGACCCUAUGGCAGGGAACAAAACGGACACACAAAAACACCAAGAGGAUGCAAAAACUGGGAAAUCAGAGGAAGAAACUCAAGCUGGUCCAUAUAAUAUAAUACAAGAGAGAUCAGGUGCUAUAGACCAGAAUAGCUCAGCUUUCUCAUCUCAAAAGGGUUUAGGUGAACUGAUGAAGAGGAAUUUAGAAGCUUCAGAUGAGGUUUCAGAUGGCACAACAAUAUGUUUAUCCAGGGACCAAAAUGGUGAUACAAACAAGGAAAUCGACAAGGAGUUAAAUGAUGCAAAACCAAGGGAAUUAUGUCAAAAGGCACAGGUAGAUUCACAGGAUGAAACACAUGACAAAAAACAAGAAUUUCUAUCAACAAAUGGCCUGAAAGACACAAAAGAAAAGUCAGAAAUCAUAAUGAAGGGCGGUACAGGAGGCUCCACACAGAUGAAAACAGCAGCUUUAGUAGACAUUAUUCAGAAUGAGGACACAACACAAAGUGGUGUGGGCAUUAAGCAGCAGGAGCAAUGUGAAAAGGCAGGUUCAAAUGAUAAGACACAGGAAGACUCAGUGGGUUGGAAAAUAGAAAGUCCUUCACUUAAUGCAUUGAUGCCAUCAAAAAAUGGAUUAUUAGACAUAACUGAAGACCAAAAAAUGUCUGCAGAGGGUGAACCACUUUCCAGUGCUGAAUUGGAACAAGGAAAAGCUGAAAGCAAAACAGCAGAACCACAUCUACCUACCACCCUAACUGCAGGUGCUGGCUUAAGUGAUGAAAGUGACCGGAAUCAAAUUAUAGCCAGCUCCCACCAAACACCUUUGGAUUGUAAUGUCUCUGCUGAAAAACAGUUGCAUGACCCGUUUAAUGAAUUAGGAUGUACAGCUGGGGAUAUUAAUAAUCAAGACUCGAUAGAGAACUAGAGCUUCACAUCAAUGCCAGUAAGAAAGAUGAAGGCACAUAUCUUGGAAGCAACAGUAUCAGUUACAUGCUUCAUACUGUAGAUAUGUACGAUAAAAUGUACAGCUAUACCAUUUGUUAUAAAUGAUACUAUAGAUACAAUAAGGCAAUAAUUUCUGCUCAGAAUAUCAAUUGCAGUAGCAAAUGUGCGUGUGUGUUUGUGCAUGAUAGUUUUUAAAGUAAACAUGUUUUUUUAUUUCUACAUAGAACUUGUUGCAAGCAGGAUUUUCCAGUUACUUGUUGUUGUUAUUGUAUUACGUAAGUGAUAUUUGCCCUGCUGCGUGUUACUGUCUGGUACCUAUUACAGCUGCAGAACAUACUGGCACUGUUACAUUAAAUAAACACUUAUGAAAAUA
This is a messenger RNA of Xenopus tropicalis (tropical clawed frog), 2463 nucleotides long. RefSeq names its product bridging integrator 2 (gene bin2). Gene Ontology annotation, cellular component: endomembrane system; cytoplasm. Lineage: Eukaryota; Metazoa; Chordata; Amphibia; Anura; Pipidae. The coding region runs from base 100 to 2070 and encodes 656 amino acids. The record is from RefSeq and is a predicted model, not a curated record. The transcript has 11 exons.